Messenger RNA from Sycon ciliatum, 1545 nucleotides. RefSeq names its product synaptogyrin-1-like. The record is from RefSeq and is a predicted model, not a curated record. Lineage: Eukaryota; Metazoa; Porifera; Calcarea; Leucosolenida; Sycettidae. The transcript is spliced from 4 exons. Gene Ontology annotation, cellular component: neuromuscular junction; synaptic vesicle membrane. The coding region runs from base 224 to 868 and encodes 214 amino acids.
UUAUUUUCGUUUUGUGUUUUAAUAGGACACGCUUUGUAUUGUCGCUCAGUUCGCGGUUGUCGGAAGCUGGUGAGGUCCAGCGGUAACUGCUGCAAGUGCUCGUUGGUUUCUUUUGGAUCUUUUCAACGCCCUCCACGGCUCCAGUCAUCCAGAAUCCCACGGCUUUUCCUGAGAUUAUUGCGGUGACGUUUGCACUUUGCAGGGUUUUGGAAUUUUAGGAAGCAUGGCCGAGAUCGAGAAAGAAGCUCUCGCGACCGAUCAGGAAACCCCGCCUACAAGAGAAUAUACGGUGACAUUUUGCUGCCUGCCGCUACCCUGCUGCCUCGGACCUUUUCGUAUAGAUGCUGACAAACUCAAGCUUAUCGGUGCUGUUUGCACCGGUCUUGCGCUGUUCUUCUCAAUCAUCGUUGUUGGAGUUAUCAGCGAUGAGCUGCAUGUCCAGCAAGAACAGGGAGGCGCAUACUGUUACUUCGGCGGCAGCAAUAGCAACUGUGGCUUUGGCAUUUUCUGUGGAAGCCUCUCCAUUAUCUUGUGCAUUGUGCUGGGAGCGCUGUAUUUCCUGCGCUUCAAGCCGAUUGUGACGCAUGAGUUUUUGGGUACAGCUCCACAGUUUCUGGCCGAGGCAAUAGCAUCUGGUGUCAUGACCCUGUUAUUCUUAAUCUGCGCGUUUGUCUUGGCAAACUCUGAUCGAAGCGUAGCCAGCCGUGCCAACAAGAGAGAUGCUGCCAAUGCUGCCGUGACAUUCUCUUUCUUUGCGACAACCAUUUGGAGUUUGUUGUCCUAUAUCCCCUUCAUGAACUAUAGAAUGCUCCCUGACGAAGCUAGCAGCGGAUCUGGCACCACAAGCAACCCCAGCGCUCCGGUGUAAAUACUAAUAGCAUCACCAGGUAGCUUCCUGUCGUACCCGCUUGUAUACUCCACCCACACAGACACCUAAAAACGUUAAUAUGGGUUCCAGCUAGACAUACAAUGGUGGUCUGUCACUGUGGAUAUUUUUCCUCCAUCUUGUCAAGCAUUACUGAAGCCAUUACUAUUGACUCAACAUCCGAGUUCUAUUACUGAAGCUCUUUGGGUUUUUUGUCUCCUGUUUUCUGGCUUAGACACACUGCUCCUACAUGCAGUUGUGUAUCAUAUGAUUUUGUUUCUCUUGAUCUCGUCAAUGACCAAUACUUACCUACUGUGCUGCACACUGUUCAUGAUCUAGCCUCAGUUUGAUGAUACAAUAUUGCAACAUGCCGCACCUUUCAUCCAACACGUGUACAUCUACAUCACAGCAUAUGACCAUGGCAUGGGCCGGUCCCUGCGUCUUGGUGCUGCAUUUCAUCUGCGAGCUGGCAACUUGCGGCAAGGAAACCCCGUUGCAAUCUGCUACCUAAUCUUGUACAUGCGCUUUCAAGAGUGGGAACGACAGUACAUGCAAGCCUUUGUUAGCUAGUCAUCACUUUCUUCCCGAUAUCAUGUUUUCUUGUCUCCCUUGGUCCUUCACUACCUUUGCAUCUAGUUGAUUCAGCCUUUGUGGAAUAUUAUUCAAAUUCGUUCCGUUGA